Molecule: messenger RNA, 706 nt
Organism: Pleuronectes platessa (European plaice)
Lineage: Eukaryota; Metazoa; Chordata; Actinopteri; Pleuronectiformes; Pleuronectidae
Product: glutamyl-tRNA(Gln) amidotransferase subunit C, mitochondrial-like
Exons: 5
Coding region: 1-483 (160 amino acids)
Biological process (GO): glutaminyl-tRNAGln biosynthesis via transamidation; mitochondrial translation; regulation of translational fidelity
Cellular component (GO): glutamyl-tRNA(Gln) amidotransferase complex; mitochondrion
Molecular function (GO): glutaminyl-tRNA synthase (glutamine-hydrolyzing) activity
Source: RefSeq, a predicted model, not a curated record
AUGGUAGAAUGUCACUACAUACUACACAUUGAACCUCUAGUGCAGGACAUUGAUUCACUGUUGGUCUUGUUUCCUGGUUGUUUGUCUCCGCUCCAGGUGCCUGAGUUUGCAACAUGGGAACCAGUACCAGAGGACCAACUACCCCCGCCCACACGAAUCCCUGCAGAUCUCGUGGACAAACUGGAGCGACUGGCCUUGGUGGAUUUCCGGACCAAAGAGGGUCUGGCCUGUUUGGAGAAAGCGAUACGGUUUGCAGAUCAGCUUCAUGUGGUUGACACGUCGGGGAUUGAGCCCAUGGAUUCAGUCCUGGAGGACAGGGCUCUAUACCUGAGGAAUGACACAGUGAUGGAAGGGGACUGUGCUGAGGAACUGCUUCAGCUCUCCAAAAACACAGUGGAAGAGUAUUUUGUGGCUCCACCAGGAAAUAUUCCUUUACCAACGCGAGAGGAGAGGGCCGAGUUACUGAAACACUCAGAGUUCUGAUAUUUGUGGUCUUUUCCUGGAUUUCAUUGACAUUGUUUUUUAAAUUUGGAGAAUGGAUGUGUCUUCCAAGAAUUGCAAUAUAUGAUCAAUUGACUAAGAAAAAGACUUGAACAGUGUUCUGCUUAUCUGCAGCCAAUAACAGCUAUCAAAAAGCUUUAUCAGAUAUAUAUAUAGUACAGUGCAUGUUCUGGAACAGGAAAAAUAAAAAGCUGCUGGUCACUUA